Miscanthus lutarioriparius is the source of this 615-nucleotide messenger RNA. The record is from the annotation of a GenBank genome assembly. NCBI's taxonomy places the organism in Eukaryota, Viridiplantae, Streptophyta, Magnoliopsida, Poales, Poaceae.
AUGAGCUCCAUCCAGUCGCCCGCCGCGCCGCCGGCGAGGCCGCCUCUCCGGCGCAGCACGACGGCAGCAGCGUCUCCCCUCCGGAGACCCUCACAGCCGCAGCCGACGCCACCGGCGCCUCCGAGCAUCGCCUCCCGCCGCGCCGCGCUCGUCGCACUCGUCCUGGCCGCGGCGGCGCCGGCACGCCCCGCCGCCGCCGCCUUCUCCCUCGGCAUCCCUGGGCCCAAGGAGCUGCUGCGGGAGCAGAAGAAGAAGUCGGCGUCCUACCUCCUCGCGCCCAUCGCCGCCUCCCGGGACACCCUCGUCAAAGCCCACGCACUUCUCGCUUCGCCGAGUGCGUCUGCUGAGGACGCCGAGGAGGUGAGGGGACGGAUCGGUGCGGCAGGGAGGGACUGCGUGCCGCGGCAGAGGAACUCGAUUGUCGCGUUCCAGUCGCGGACUGGCGUUGAGGUGUGCACAUUCAGCUUGAUACUGAAGAACGCCGCAUCGCUGCUCGCCAAUAAGGAUCCCCUCAAGGUUGAAGCUGAUACUAGGCUUGGGGAGCUCAUACAGUCAUUCUCUGACUUGGGAACCCUGGCGGACAGCAGUAAUUUUGAGCUCGCAGAUGAUAGGUGA